Molecule: messenger RNA, 781 nt
Organism: Closterium sp. Naga37s-1
Lineage: Eukaryota; Viridiplantae; Streptophyta; Zygnematophyceae; Desmidiales; Closteriaceae
Source: the annotation of a GenBank genome assembly
UCUUGGAGGAGGAGGCGAGGCUGAGGGAGCUAGAACAGCAGCUGGAGAGAGAGAGAGGAGGAGGAGGGAGGAGGAGGAAGAGCAAGAGUUGUUGGCAGUGGCUGGGGAGACGGGAGUGAGGGAGGUGAGAGUGAGGGAGGGCGAGUGGGAGGAGGGGGGUGCUUGGAUGGUGAAGAUGCCCGGAAGAGGGGAGUCAAGGAGGCUGGAGGACCUCUGUGAGAAAACAAUUGGAUUGGGAGUGGGGAUCGGGUUGGAUCGGGUGGAUAUGUGUUUGGAGCUGGAAAGAGGGGUGGCAAGAGAGGGGGAUGAGGGCACAACAGCAGGUAGUGACGCGAUGCGCUCGGGGGAUGAGGGCACAACAGCAGGUCCGCACAGAGGGGGACCUGCUGAUGCGCACGCAUGCAUUGUGAGUAGUGCAGGGCUGGUUGUGAACGUCUCUGCUGCUGUGUGCUCUGCUUCUGUGUGCUCUGCUGGUGUGUGCUCUGCUGCUGUGUGCUCUGCUGCUGUGUGCUCUGCUGCUGUGAGCUCUGCUGCUGUGAGCUCUGCUGCUGUGUGCUCUGCCGCUGUGUGCUCUGCUGCUGUGUGCUCUGCUGCUGUGAGCUCUGCUGCUGUGAGCUCUGCUGCUGUGUGCUCUGCCGCUGUGUGCUCUGCCGCUGUGUGCUCUGUUGCUGCUGUCUUUCAUCCCGUCCUUGCCCUGCUCCCACUCUUCCACUUCCCUUGUGCUGCUGCUUCGUCUGUUCACAGAGGGCACAACGCAGAGAUUCUGGUGCUGGACAACUGA